GUUUAGCUUUUCUGGUUGUAUUGCAUUUGUGGACUUUAUUAGUCUUAAAAUACUUAUUCUCCAUUUCACCUAUUAAUGCUCCAGUCUCGCGAAUGUACUUAUAUUUUGACAGAUUGUUCGAAUUAAGAAGUCCUAUGAGGCUGUAAAAAUAAUAUUGUAACUGCAUACUUCUUAAAAUAUGGUUGAAGUUUACAAGCUGAGAUGCACUCUAUCGGGUCAUAAGAGCGACGUCCGUGCAGUCACUUGUCUUUCAGAUACCAGGAUUGUUUCUGCUUCAAGGGAUUUAACAGCAAGGACAUGGCAUAUUUCCAGAGAAGGUUGCGAUGGCUGUGAAGAUAUGGUUCUUCUCGGGCAUACGAAUUAUGUAUCAGCUGUGUGUUGUCAAGAUUUAGAUAACGAAUGUCAUAUUCUAACAGGAUCACAUGAUAAACUAAUUCGAGGGUAUAAUUCUAUGUCUCCAGAAGCUCUUUUCACUUUAGAAGGGCAUAAAGAUACAGUGUGUACUUUAGCUGUUGGAAAUCACAAAACCAUAAUUAGUGGUUCUUGGGAUAAAUCAAUCAAAAUAUGGAAGGAAGAAAAGUGUGUUUCUACUCUCACAGGACAUGAAGCAGCAGUAUGGUGUGUACUCGUUAUGUCGGCCGUAAAUAUAACCGGUCAUAUUGAUGAUUUAAUUGUUAUCUCUGGUUCAGCUGAUCAAACUAUACGUAUAUGGUGCCUACGUGGUCUUAAUCAAGAUAUAAGUUCGCCUGACAUAAUUUUAUUAAAUUCUUUAAAUGAACAUAAAGACUGUGUACGUGCCUUGGCACGUAUUGAUGAUUCACGAUUUUUAUCAGCAAGCAAUGAUGCCAGUAUAAGAGCUUGGGAUGCUACUACGGGUAAAUGUAUUGGAGAGUUUUAUGGGCACACAAAUUUUGUUUAUGGAUUGGCUUGUUCACCUGAUUUUCCAAAAUUUGUUUCCUGUGGUGAGGAUAGAAGUAUUCGUGUCUGGCUCUUACCUUCGGCAAGUGAAUGGGCUCCUGAAAAACAUUUUAGUUGCUUUCAAACUAUUCUGUUGCCAUGUCAGUCUGCGUGGUGUGUAGCUAUGGUACCGAAUGGUGAUAUUAUUGUCGGAGGCAGUGAUUCGAUGAUUCGGAUAUUUUCAUGUGAUUCAACACGACAAGCAUCUUCAGAUAUUUUGAAACUUUAUGAGACAGAAUUAGCCAAUUUUAAGAUUACAGUUCCUAGUUCUUCUGGAGCUGGAGAUCUAGUUUUGAACAAUUUACCGGGAGUUGAGGCUUUAACGAGACCAGGGAAAUCGGAAGGACAGAUCAUGGUCAUUAACGAUAAUGGCCGCUCUGUUUGUUAUCAAUGGUCUUCACAUGAUACUCGGUGGAUUGAAGUUGGUGAUGUUGUGGGAAGUCAACCUUCUAAUCGUCAAGUUCAUGAAGGCAAAGAAUACGAUUUUGUAUUUACGGUUGAUAUUGAUGAUAGCAUGCCUGGGCUUAAACUACCUUACAAUCGUACUGAAGAUCCCUGGUUUGCGGCUCAUUCUUUUAUUCAAAGACAUGAUUUACCUGCUGGUUAUCUAGAUACAGUUGCUAAUUUCAUUAUUCAAAAUGCAGGACCUCCAAUUAAUCCAGUUGUCAGCAAUGAUCUUUCUCACAGUGAUCCUUUUACUGGAGCACAUCGAUAUAUCCCAAAUAGCUUUUCUUCGACGAUAACCAAGUCCACCACAAAUGGAACGUCGGUUUUUACAUCUCAUUUCCCACCCGAUACCUUUAUAUCUAUGAAAUCAAUCAGCCUUGGUCCUUUAAUGACUAAACUAGAGUCGUUCAAUGUCCAAUCACCGAUUCCGUUAAAUAAUGAAUUUUUAGAAGCAUGUAGAAAAUUCAACAUUGAUGAUUGUACUGAAACUGAAGCUGUUCAUCUUACUACUCAUAUUCUAGAUGCAAUAAACAAGUGGACUCCCGAUACAAUAUUCCCCUUAUUGGAUAUUUUACGGUGUUUAGUCUUUUGGCCGAUAUCCAGUGAUAUUAUAUUUAAAACAACAAAUUGGAAUUAUUUAUUGUUAAUUAGUUUUAACAAUCCUGAUUUGUCAAGUGCAAAUUGUUUAUUGAUGUUACGUCUAUUAGUAAACUCUUUAGCUGCAGAUGGUCCAAGAUUUAUUGACACAAUACAGCGUCAGUCUUUGUCGUCAUCAUCAUCAUCAUCCUUAACAAAUAGUAGUGAUAAGCCGAACGUUGUACCAAAAUCUUUAAUUACUGCUGUUGGAAUAACUGGGAGAUUAGUUGAACUUGUUAAUGAUAAUAAAUUGCAGUUUGUAACGCGUAAACCACAUCAGGUUGCGUUGGCCUGUUUGAUGUAUAAUAUGUCUGUACUUGUUCAUUUGGCGAAACCGUUUUCUAUCGAGUCAAAUAUAUUUCCUCAACUGCGCUUUAUAUCUGGUGUUUGUAUUCGAAUAAGUCUUAAUAUUCUAUCACUUGCCUUGGAUCAUGGUUGUAGUGGUGUUACACAAUUACACCCUGAAGCUGUAAAUCACUUAUUUGUAUCUAUCGGUACCUGUUUAUUAUCAGUAACUUCAGGAUUAAAUUCAACAGAUGAGCAGUUAAAAACACAACGUAUUCGUAUUCUUGCAUCAGCUAUGAUUGGUUUGAAAGAUUUACCUCAAAGUGUUGAUAACGAUGUAAAUAUUGAUAACAAUGUUGAAGAAUUUACCGCCUGGGAAUCAGUUCGUAAAAUUAUUAAUUAUUGGAUAACAACACCUACAGUUUGUUCUAAUGUACGAGCAUGUGCAUCUCAAUUACUUUCAAUUUUAGAAUAACAGUAUCAAGUGACUAAAAGCAA
Schistosoma curassoni is the source of this 2823-nucleotide messenger RNA. The record is from the annotation of a GenBank genome assembly. Lineage: Eukaryota; Metazoa; Platyhelminthes; Trematoda; Strigeidida; Schistosomatidae.